AUGGCUGUUCUCAUUGUAAUUCUUGGGGUAUUUUUUGGGCUCUGUAUUCUCAGUACCGCUUUACUUAGAUGGAAUGAGGUCAGGUACAGGAAGAAAGGAUUGCCCCCUGGAACUAUGGGGUGGCCAGUUUUUGGAGAGACAACUGAGUUUCUAAAACAAGGUCCAAGCUUCAUGAAGAACCAAAGAUCAAGGUAUGGGAGUUUUUUCAAAUCCCACUUAUUGGGUUGUCCUACCAUCGUUUCAAUGGAUCCAGAGGUAAAUAGAUAUAUUCUAGUGAAUGAAGCAAAAGGACUUGUCCCUGGCUAUCCUCAGUCAAUGCUAGACAUCUUAGGGAAAUGUAACAUUGCAGCUGUCCAUGGUUCUGCUCACAAGCACAUGAGAGGGGCAUUGCUUACACUUAUCAGCCCCACCAUGAUCAAACAGCAACUUCUGCCAAAAAUUGAUGAUUUUAUGAGAUCCCAUUUGAGCAAUUGGGAAAACAAAAACAUCGACAUCCAAGAGAAAACAAAAGAGAUGGCUUUUCUGUCAUCUCUGAGGCAAAUAGCAAGCACUGAAGCCAGCUCAAUCUCUCAAGCAUUCAUGCCUGAAUUCUUCAAGCUAGUACUAGGAACUCUUUCAUUGCCUAUAAACCUUCCCAAUACAAACUAUCAUCGUGGAUUCCAGGCAAGGAAAAAUAUUACAAGCUUGUUGAGAAAGCUUGUGGAAAAAAGAAGAGCUUCAGGAGAAACUCAAAAUGACAUGCUUGGUUUCCUAAUUAAUGGAGGAGAGAAGAAAUAUAAUCUAAAUGAUGAGGAGAUGAUUGAUUUGAUCAUCACAAUUUUGUAUUCUGGAUAUGAGACUGUAUCAACUACUUCAAUGAUGGCCGUAAAGUAUCUUCAUGAUCAUCCAAAAGUACUUGAAGAAUUAAGAAAAGAGCAUGUGGCAAUUAGAGAAAAGAAAAGGCCAGAGGAUCCUAUUGAUUAUAAUGACUACAAGUCAAUGCGCUUUACACGUGCGGUUAUCUACGAAACCUCAAGAAUGGCUACAAUAGUGAAUGGAGUUUUGAGGAAAACAACCAAGAAUAUGGAAAUAAAUGGAUUUAUUAUUCCCGAAGGAUGGAGGAUAUAUGUUUACACGAGAGAGAUUAACUAUGAUCCACACCUUUAUCCUGAUCCAUUAACCUUCAAUCCAUGGAGAUGGCUGAACAAAAGCCCAGAGUACCAAAACUAUUUCUUCAUAUUUGGAGGAGGUACUAGACAGUGUCCUGGAAAGGAGCUUGGAUUGGCAGAAAUUUCUACAUUCCUUCAUUACUUUGUGACAAGAUACAAUUGGGAAGAAAUAGGGGGAGACGAGCUGAUGAAAUUUCCAAGGGUUGAAGCACCAAAUGGACUUCACAUUAGGGUUUCCAGUAACUAA
Fraxinus pennsylvanica is the source of this 1395-nucleotide messenger RNA. The record is from the annotation of a GenBank genome assembly. NCBI's taxonomy places the organism in Eukaryota, Viridiplantae, Streptophyta, Magnoliopsida, Lamiales, Oleaceae.